UUUUACGAAAGCAAAGUAACAUAUGUUCCAAUGUCAAUGUGACGUGUCGAAUGUUUAUCAACAAAAUUGACAAUCUCAAUAUAAAGUUUUUUCAGAUAUUAAUUAUUACUAUCAGUACUUAUAUGUAGUAAAUGAAAUCGAUGAAGUAUCAAUGAAUAUGUAUAAAAAUGAUGAAAAUAACCAAUAAAUUACAUUUCAAAAUUACGGACACUAUAGUUGUUUAGCUUUAUCAUUGUAUAAAGCUAUCAUGCAUUGCAGGAAGUGGGUUAAAUUGAAAAAAAAUAAUGAUUGGUAUGAAUUGGAAUCAGAAUCGGCUACCAAUGAAAAACAAUGUCUUGUACGAAUGAAUUUUGUUCAAGCAGCAUUUGACUGCAAUAAUGAACAAGUGAUAGCAAUAGACUCCAAAGGUAUAGCUUAUUAUGUUGACUUAACGAACGUACAACCAUGUUAUCAAAAACUUGUUAUGGUAGGACAAGCUUGUUUUGUAGCAUUCAAUCCUAUAGACAAUAGCGAGAUAAUAAUAGGUCUUACCACAGCUGAUAUAAAACUUAUGAAGAUACCUGCAAAUAUCAACGAAUUUUGUUUAAUAUCAGGGCAUAAAUUACCAGCAACAAAUAUCUCUUUUUAUAAGGAUCACUGCUUAACGUGUUCUUAUAAAGAAGUUAUAAUAUGGCAUUUAAAAUCUUUUAGUAGAGUACACCAAUUACACAUUAAUACUACAAAUGUAUCUGUAAAGAAAGCAAGUUUAUCAAGCUUAGGUCACAUUGUUGUAUUAUAUCACAAUGAUAGCAUACAAACUUGGAUGUUUAAUCAGUUAGAUACUGAUACAAAAUUAGACAUAAAGAAAUUUGGUAUACGUAAUGUAAAAGACUUUGUUUUUAUACAAAAUGGAAGAGCUAUGAUAAUAGCUAGUACUCAAAAUAAAAUUAUUAUUUUAAAUACAUAUAACUGGAGUAUGAUAAAAAGUUUGAGUUUACCGGAGAAAUUCAUUGGUAUAAAAAAAAUGUCAAUUGUACCUCUGCCAUUAGAUAGUGGUGCAAAUAAAAUUGUAGCAGUUAUUUCAUCAAAUUGCACGCUGCACAUUCUUGAUUUAAAUUUGUCUUGUUUUAUUGAUAAGACACAUGUAAUCAAUAACAUUAAAAAAAUUGUCGUUUCUUCAGAUGGUAGAUAUAUAAUAAUUAUUGAAAAACAAGGACUCUUGAAAUUGACAUUUUGUGAAAAAUUAUUUCCUCAAGAACCCAUACGCACAGAAAAGUUAGAAAAAAAAUGCAGACCUCUAGCUCACAAAAUAAAUGAACAUCUCCAAUGUAUCAGACAAAAUAUAAAACAAGAAUUACGUCUAGAUAGACUAUUACUAAUUUUACAAGAAUUUGGAAAAUUUCCUGACAAAUAUCGUCAUCUUAUAUGGUCUACAAUAUUGAAACUUCCAGCUAAUAAAACUGCAUUCAUCUCUUUAAUUAAUAAUACAACACAAGGAACAGCUACCAUAAGUUUUCUUAAAAAUUACCAUUUAGCUGAUCGCAAUAAAGCAUCAUUACUAACUACAAUAAUAGAAUGUUUAAUACAAUGGUGUCCUUUACUCGCACAGACUUCAUUUUUGCCAAAUUUAAUAUUUCCAUUUCUUGUAGUGUUUCAGAAAGAUCAACUGUUUGCUUUGGAGCUUACUUUAAGUAUACUUAUAAAUUAUUGUCAAAAAUGGUUUGAAUACCAUCCCUUACCACCAUUAAAUAUUUUGGGUAUUAUCGAAAAUAUUCUUUUGAGAGCAGAUCCACAACUGCUAAAUUAUUUUUGCGAACAUGGUAUAACAUCUAUUGAAUAUGCAUGGCCAUUAUUACAGACCACAAUGAGCGAAGUAUUGUCUGGUGAUGAGUGGCUUAUUUUGUGGGACCAUUUGUUAUCUCUUCAAACACCUACUCUUUUUCUUAUGUGUGUUAUUGCUUAUAGCAUUUGCUCACGUAAUAUUAUCUUCAUGUUACAUACAGUUGAAGAUUUAAAGCGUUUCUAUAAGACACAAGGACAUGUUAGAGCUAAAGAGUUAUUAAAAAUAGCAGAACGCCUUGAUCAAAACAUUCCAUAUCGACUGCAUCCUAAUCGUUAUCUUAGAAACAAGUUGAUUCAGUUACCUGAAGAAGGGCCGUAUCCUCCACUUGUAUUAGAAGACUAUCCAAAAUUUCUUACUGAAGAAUUAAACAUCUCACAAAUUCCAAAACUUCAAAAACAAAAACAAAUUUUAGAGAGAUACAAACAAGAAGUUGUAUUAACAGAGGAAAUAAGAUUGCAUGACGCAGUAAAAACUUUUAUGGAAGAAGUUCAUAAAAAUAGACUUAAUGAAGUGAAAAAAUGUUUUCAAGUACAGUUACAUGAUAAGGAAUUAGAAUUAAAUGAAAUAAUGGAACGAAUGAAAGGAGAACCAGUACCAUAUAAAUAUAUAGGAAGAAAACUUUCUGAUUUGAUAGCAAAUUUAGAAUCAGAAACAAAUAGUAGUAUGAAUUCAGAAAAUACUACAACAUUGGAUGAUAAAGAAUUUAUAAAUUGUGCAAAAUUGCAAAGAGAUGUGGCUAGGUUAGAAGAUGAAGUACGAGAUGUUUUAGAUUCAUUGAGGUGCAAUAGAUAAGUAAAUAUUAUUUAAUUUUUAAUCUACAUUCUUAAAUAUUUACUAAGAAAUUUAAUCAUGCAGAAAAUGUGUAUGUAUUUCAAAAUGUACGUGAGUAUAUAUUUUAAUAUAAAUGUAUUUUUUAUAUUAUA
Molecule: messenger RNA, 2745 nt
Organism: Vespa mandarinia (Asian giant hornet)
Lineage: Eukaryota; Metazoa; Arthropoda; Insecta; Hymenoptera; Vespidae
Product: TBC1 domain family member 31
Biological process (GO): cilium assembly
Cellular component (GO): ciliary basal body
Molecular function (GO): protein binding
Source: RefSeq, a predicted model, not a curated record